Linum trigynum is the source of this 2881-nucleotide messenger RNA. The record is from the annotation of a GenBank genome assembly. Lineage: Eukaryota; Viridiplantae; Streptophyta; Magnoliopsida; Malpighiales; Linaceae.
CCCGAGUUUCUUCUCCCGAAUCGUCAAUUGAUCUCUGAUUGACUUGAAACUUGCGCCUAUGCUUCACUUUAUGUGCUAGGACCUGAAAUGUGACAAAGGAACACAACCUAGCUUAAAAUAUGCCAAAGACGUAAUAAUUCAAGCUCAAACAAUCAAGAAACAAAGGGGAAAACAUGUGCAAAUACCGAGUCAUCAUCUAUCAAAGACCCAAACUUCAAGAAAUUUGUGAAUCUCUUCAAGCAACAUCAUAUCAACAUACCGUUGGCAGAGGCACUUGAACAGAUGCCUACAUAUGCUAAAUUUUUAAGGGAGUUGCUGACGAAGAAGCGCAAAUGGGCUGAUCUAGAUAAGGAAACCCUUAUUUCUGAAUGUAGUGCUGUGAUUCAGAAUAAAUUACCAGAAAAGAAGGAUGAUCCGGGCAGCUUCACCAUUCCAUGUGUCAUUGGAGGUACAGAAUUCAAUAAAUCACUUUGUGAUCUUGGAGAAGGAAUUAAUUUGAUGCCAUACUCAGUCUACAAGAAAUUGGGAUUGGGAGAUGUUCUUAAGCCUACUCGGAUCACUCUCCAAUUGGCCGAUCGAUCAGUGAAAAUUCCAAAGGGAGUGGUGGAGAAUGUAUUGGUGAAGGUGGGGAAGUUUAUUCUCCCUACAGAUUUUGUGAUUCUGGAGAUGGAAGAAGAUCAGGGAGUGCCUCUCAUUCUUGGGAGACCUUUUCUAGCAACUGGAGAUGCACUCAUCGAUGUUGGGAGAGGCAAACUGACAUUCCGAGUAGUUAAGGAGGAGGAAAUUUUUAAUGUCUUUCAAGUCGAUCAUAAUCAAGAUGCAUUUGAUGACUUUGAAAGUGGAGCUCGAGAAAGGAAAAAUCCCUUCUCCUGUGAUAGUGGACAACCUGAACAACGAUCACAUGUCCUAUCUGCUCAGAUUCUGAAAUCAAAGCAAGGACAGAUGUAAAUGACCGUGAUGCUUUGAAAAUGAGUUUGUGCAUGAAUGAAAUCAUCAAAAUCAUCCCACUAGUGUUGAAUUGCAUAGUUCUUCACAAUGAGCUUGAUGUUUUGACUGACUUGAUGUGCUUUAAAUGAGCAAACUCUUUUAGCAAAACUCUCUUUUGUGAGGAUAGUGUAAUGACUUAUGGUGAAGUGGUUAGGUGGAGAACAUUGACCAUUCCACAUGUUUGGAUACCGUGCUUACUUGCAGUUGUUGUGAGCUUUUGACUUAGCAUUGAGUCUCUAUGUUUUGAAUGUUUUAAAUGGGGUGAACUGUAUCUUUAUAAAUGAGAAAACACUACCUGACGAGUAAAAUAUAAGAAAGUUGCCAUAACAAUUAAAGUGUGGGUAAAAUACCAAAAUUGUGUGAGGCAAUCACUCAUUGCACAUGGGGAUUAGGAAGGAUUCAAUUGAGAAUCGGUUCGCGACCGUACGAUGUUGCUUAUCAAGUACGAUCCCCAGUUGAGUGAAGUGCCAUUAGAGGAUGUGCAGUGACCCUCCACACGGACCGAGGAAAAGGAGUUAAAAGAAGCUCUUAUGCGAGUGCAAAGACGCAGAAAUUGUUUUUGCUCGGUCACCGGUAAAAAAAAAUCCCACUUGUACUAAAUACGACCACUCGGCAAGCAAAAUCAGAAAGAGAGAAAGCCUCUCCUUGUCAGAAAAGGUAGAGAUGUGCUUAAACUUAAAAUCUAGUUAGCGAAAGGCUUCCCCCAUUAGUUUUUUAGACUCAUGCUUUGUUAAUUGCUUAUGAUUGGUGUGAGUAAGCCAGAUUGUCCUCACGAAAUAUGCACCUCACUGAUGUGGUUAGAUUCUCCUAAUAACUGUUACACCAUAAGUUGUUAACCACCCACUACCGACGAUCUAAAUUGAGUGUUUGCUAAUUGAGUUUUUGGUGAAUUUGAGUCAGUCAAUGUUAAAGGGUUGCAAAGGCCUUGAGUGUGGGAUGAAAGGUAUGAUCAUUAAAGCACAGCUUGUCCUUUGAGAAAGAAACUAUUGAUUACAACAAGAGUACAAGGAAAAUUUUGUUUUGUUUUGAGUGGUGAGUUUGUGAUGUGUCAUUGUUUUGGAUGGUUAUGUGUUUGUGUUGUUUGAGUCGUUGCUUAGGGACAAGCAACAAUUGAGUGUGGGGUCGUGAUAAUUGGCUUUAAUAUAUCGGAUUCUUGAGCUUUAUGUGACUAUCUCAUGGUAUGUUUAAGCCGAUUGGUGCUAUUUUAGGGAGAAUUAAUCCGUAAUGGUUGAAAAGCCAUUACCAUUUUGUGUUGGAGUUUUGGUGUGUGUUUAGGUGAAAAGAUAGAUAAAAUGGCAGCCCUGGAACUUCCCAAGCAGGAGAUUACGGGAGGAAUUGGAUCCAUAUUUCUUCCACAUCAAAUCAUUGGGCUAAAGCCCAAUUGAUGGAGGGCCCCGCUAGAUUCGAUCAAAAAUUAAUGGCGGGCUAUGGAUGUUUUAGGGUCCUUGGACUUUUAAUAUUUGGGGGCAGCAAUUAAUUGAAGGGGGAAGUGUUUUGGACGGAAUAUUUUGGGAAAGAAAGGACACUAGGAAUAAUUGGAGGGGGCCGAAGAAUAAAAGGCAACAGGCGGAAUUCUCUUGGGAGGAGCGGAAAUCCUUGGAGAAAAGAAGAAUUAGCGGCGCGGAGCUGGGACGAGAAUUCUUUUUGGGCGGAGCGAGCAGCUUGUUGCGGCGAUCGAGUGCAGAGCAGCGGGAAGCAAUUAUCAGUAUUUGUUUUCUUUUGCUUUGCUUCGUAACAUGAUGAUUAUGAACAUGAUUGUUUGUUUUAUUUUCGUCAUGAACUAAACCCCGAUUUCUGGGGGAAACACCAUAGGAUGCAGCUAUUUCUAGAUUUGAUGGAUUGAUUCAUAUCUCUUUUCUUCCAAACUCUAUUGCAUUAAAUUACUUAAUGCUUU